Cicer arietinum (chickpea) is the source of this 1388-nucleotide messenger RNA. RefSeq lists its product as uncharacterized. Gene Ontology annotation, molecular function: protein binding. The record is from RefSeq and is a predicted model, not a curated record. Lineage: Eukaryota; Viridiplantae; Streptophyta; Magnoliopsida; Fabales; Fabaceae.
UGCUGCAUCAAUUAUGGAGAUGAAAAUUGUUAAUCCACUAUUGUCUACCACAUCCAUGAAAGGAAGGAAAGCUCCCCCUAGUCAUUACACAUUAAAAAUUAAGUCAUUCUCAUUGCUUUCUAAGGACUCGAUAGAAAAAUGUGUCUCAGAAGAGUUUCAAACAGGUGAUUACAAAUGGACCCUAACUAUUUAUCCAACUGGGAACACAAAAGGAGAUGGGCAAGGUCACGUUUCUAUUUAUUUGGAGCUUAUGGACCCAACUUCGUUACCUAUUGAUUGGGAGGUCAAUGCCAUUAUAAACUUUUCAGCAUAUAAUUUUAUGGAGGAUGAGUACGUUACAACUCAAGAUGCAAGUGUUAGGCGUUUUCAUGUCCUUAAAACUGAGUGGGGUAUCCCAAAAUUCAUCAACCUUGACACAUUUAAAGACCCUUCAAAUGGAUAUCUGGUUGGUGAUACUUGCGUAUUUGGAGUUGAGGUUUUUGUAGUCGAGACCAAAAAUAAAGGUGAUUGCUUAUCGAUAAUACAUGGACCCAAAAUUUCCCAUAGCUGGAAAUUUUCCAAAUUUUCGUUUGCAAAUUUAGACAGGUACGAGUCCGAAUCGUUUGUAGGUGGAGACUAUAAAUGGAAGCUCAUUUUAUACCCCAAUGGAGUAGUUGAGGGAAAGGGUAACAGUAUUUCAUUAUUUUUAGCUCUGGACGUUUCAACUCUCACACCUAACACUAAAAUAGUCGUGGAUUGCACUUUGCGAGCCAAAGACCAAAACAGUGCCAAACAUGCUCAACAUAACUUUAGCCGCAAGUUUUCCAACUCAAAUUCAGUAUGGGGGUCGAGACACCUCGUGGCCUUGGCUAAACUCAACAAUCAGAACAGUGGAUUUUUGGUGGACGAUGCUUGUAUCUUUGAAGUUGAAUUUGUAGUUAUUGGGUUAAUUACACCCCGGAAUGAUUGAUGUGGUUAAUUAUACAUGUAUUGUGUGGUAUCAAUUAUAGAAAACUCGAGUAUGAGGAUUUGAAUAUUGACGUAACUCUACGAGGCCAUAGUACAAAACUCAACUUCGAAAGACUGGUAUAAGUGACUAAUAUCUUCGUAAGUCAUAUUUUGAGAAUUCGCUCGAUGAAUUAGUCGAAGAAAAUCAGCUAAGUAAAUAAUUCAUAGUGGAGUCCGUGAUAUAUUAUUUAAUGACAUUGUCCACAGUCUAGCCAUUGACGUUACAACCGACGUUAAAAAAGUGAUAGUUGUGAUUGUUGAUAAUAGUUGUUCAUAGUGAGUAUUUGUUGUGAUUUAUGUUUGUGAUAUAUCUGAAAUUGUGUGCUUCACUAUAUUAUUGUAAUAUAUCACGUGUUACGUUACUAUCAUAUCACACUAUUCAAUUUAGUUGUGUCGUAUUA